This is a messenger RNA of Drosophila santomea, 1492 nucleotides long. RefSeq names its product protein FAM133. Gene Ontology annotation, molecular function: nucleic acid binding; zinc ion binding. The transcript has 2 exons. Bases 206 to 1165 code for a protein of 319 amino acids. Lineage: Eukaryota; Metazoa; Arthropoda; Insecta; Diptera; Drosophilidae. The record is from RefSeq and is a predicted model, not a curated record.
GCAUGGUCACACUAAAAUCGCGAUUUACUUCAACUCGCGUUUCAUUUUUCCCCCAUUGUUGUUGUUGUUGUGCAUAUAUCAAUUAAUGCUGCGCGAGGCGAAAUAAUCAGUGGACAAGCAGCCCACCGCACCGCACCGCACUGCACCGCACCGCCACCGCCCCGUCCCCCAGCGCCGCAAAGGAUCGACCGGCAGCGCAGCGGCCAUGAACUUUCCACUGGCGAGCGCCAACAAGGAUACGCUGAGGGCGGCCUGCAAGAAAUGCGGCUACGCCGGUCACCUGACUUACCAAUGCCGCAAUUUUCUCAAGGUGGACCCCAACAAGGAGAUCCUGCUGGAUGUGGAGAGCACCAGCUCGGACUCGGAGCUGGACUACCUCACGCCGCUCACGGAGCUGCGAGCCCAGGAGCUAAAGGGCGGCGCUGAGGUGCCGCCGCCAGUGGCGCCCAUUCCGCUGGCGUCAGCCACCAACCGGGAGAGGAGCAAGGACAAGAGCCGGGACAGGCUCAAGGCGAAGAAGCGAGAAAAGGAGCGGGUGCGGGAGAGAGAAAGAGAGAGAGAGAAGGAGAAGGGGGCGAGCCGGAGCAAGGAAAAGAAGCGAAGCAAUUCAAAGCGCAGCCACAAGUUGGCCGACAGGGACAAGGACAAGGAGAAGAAGUCGGUGCGCCACAAGAAGCACGGAACGAAGAAGAGCCGGAAGCACAAAAAGACCAAUAGCAGCAGCAACAGCAGCAGCGAGCUGGCCAAAACCAAAACGGGCAAGCGACCCAGCAGCGGGAGCACAAGCAAGAAGUCAAAGCGACGACGCUCCUCCACCACUUCCAGCUCGGAUUCGUCGUCAUCGUCGGCCUCCUCCUCCUCCUCAUCAGCCAGCAGCUCAUCGUCGUCAUCGGACGACUCGAGUGACGACUCCACCACGUCGGGCGAUUCGUCCGAGUCCGAGUCCGAUUCCAGCGACAAUGAGGAGUCGAGCACCAGUGAAUCGGACGAGUACGGACGCAAGAAGAAGCGGCAGGGCAAGUACAAGCGCAAGUCCACGGACACGGCCAUGCUGCGGCGCAAGAAGACCAAGGUGAAGCGGAAGCGACAUCGCGCCGGCGGCUCCGGUGCUCCCACCGCCGGCAGCAGCUACCUGAGCAGCCUCAGCGACAGCAGCACCUACUGAGAUGGAUGGAUCAGCAAGAGAAUCUGGAUCUGUAUUCAGGAUCAGGAACAGUAUCGGUAUCGGUAUCAGGAUACACAGCUGCCUCCCAAAGCACUCGCUCCGUAAACUAGCUCGAUUUCCAUUUUAGCCGUAAAAGUGUAGGACCGCCAGCCCGUCCUUCCCUUCCACUUCCACUUCCACUUCCACAGAGACUGCCUCCAGUUCCAGGUCCCCGAUGAACUCUUCCCCGGAUUACGAAACGCAAGCACUAAACUCUAGACUUGUCUUAGCCCUUAAGUUUCAGCAUCAUGUGCUGCAAAUACAACAAAUUAGUUUGUACAAGAGGAA